Endocarpon pusillum Z07020 is the source of this 882-nucleotide messenger RNA. RefSeq lists its product as uncharacterized. NCBI's taxonomy places the organism in Eukaryota, Fungi, Ascomycota, Eurotiomycetes, Verrucariales, Verrucariaceae. The transcript is spliced from 2 exons. The record is from RefSeq and is a predicted model, not a curated record. The coding region runs from base 1 to 882 and encodes 293 amino acids.
AUGUCGGGUCUCACAACGGCCAGCGAGAUCAGUGGCAUAGUGUUUGGGGGCAUGUCCGGCGUUGUGAUAGUCGGCAGCGCAAUCGUUUUCUGCUGCAAAUGUCGUUCUUAUACGCAAAUGCUCGCUCGCAUAGCUGAGGGUCGCCCUCACACUGCUGACCUGGAAUAUGCCGAAGAAGGGCUCACACGCCACCCUGAACUCCAGUCACCUGUACGCGCUAUUGCACGUGGGCUUGAAGUUGCCAACCAUCAGGACGCUGCCCAGCGAGUGAGAGCACUACAAGCAAAUGCGCGCCGGCAUGCCGCAGACUCUGGUCGACGCACGAACGAUGCCGCAAGCCAAACACGGUCUGGAAACAACAUCCUCCCCGACCGAGUUCGACCGUCUCGUGAUAGCAGCUCUCCCGGCCCAUCUCGUCCUUCUUCUGAUAAUGAAUCUCCAGCCCAAGCUCGAGCGUCUCGUGAUAACAGCCCUCCCGGUCCAUCUCGUCCAUUUCCUGCUAACAAUUCUCUGGAGCCAUCUCGUCCAUCUCGAGAUGGCAAUUCUGCCAGCCCAACCCGUCCAUCUCAUGAUACCAAUACUUCCAGCCAGCCUCGUCCACCUAGCAGUAAGAAAGGCCAAGGUCGACCUACUAAAGCCAGUGGUGGGGAUCUUGUUACAGGCCAAACAGUCUUGGACGCUCUUGCUCAGACACAGCUAGUGCGUCUAGAAAGAGCGAAGCCUGGUGGUGCGGUGCGGCAGGAGACAAGCCCCAAGGACAAGAGACGCGUGAAAGGCGUGGGACUCCGAGCACCAAAGGAGGAAAAUCUGCCAGUCGUGGUAAGCAUCAUCAAGGACCUACUCGAGAUCGAGACCCGAGAUCUCGCCACUGGCCUGAGAUAG